Pantherophis guttatus is the source of this 3763-nucleotide messenger RNA. It is a transcript of the gene SLC35F2, whose product is annotated as solute carrier family 35 member F2. Gene Ontology annotation, biological process: transmembrane transport. NCBI's taxonomy places the organism in Eukaryota, Metazoa, Chordata, Lepidosauria, Squamata, Colubridae. Gene Ontology annotation, cellular component: membrane. The record is from RefSeq and is a predicted model, not a curated record. Gene Ontology annotation, molecular function: transmembrane transporter activity.
GCAUCCCGGAGCCGGAGUGGCAGUGAGCUCGUCGCAAGCUCGUCAUGGAAAGCGUGCGCUCCGCUUCGGUGCUGGAAAACGGCCACCCGGCCGCUCCGCCGGCAGCAGCAGCAGCAGCAGCGGCGGCGGCGGCGGAGGUUUCCCCCCCGUGCUCCUCCUGCGCCUCCAACCUCUGGAUCCGCCUGAGGGAGAAACUCUGUACGUGGCAUAUUGUGAAAACACUUCUCCUGGGUCAAAUACUCUCCUUGCUGAUAUGCGGGACUGCGGUCACAAGCCAGUUUCUUGCCGACAAAUACAGCAUCAACACUCCAAUGCUGCAGAGUUUCAUAAACUAUUGUUUGCUUUUCCUAGUGUACACAACAACUCUUGCAUUUAGGAAAGAUGGUGAUGGACUCUUGCAGAUCCUAAAGAAGAAAUGGUGGAAGUACAUUUUGCUUGGAUUGGCUGAUGUUGAAGCUAACUACACCAUUGUAAAAGCCUAUCAAUAUACAACGAUAACAAGUGUCCAGCUCCUGGACUGUUUUGGGAUUCCUGUGCUGAUGGCUUUAUCAUGGUUCAUCCUCCGUGCAAGAUACAAAUUAAUCCAUUUCAUUGCUGUUGCUGUUUGUCUGUUGGGCGUAGGGACCAUGGUCGGUGCGGAUAUAUUAGCUGGAAGGCAAGAUGGUGAAGGAAGUGACGUGAUGGUUGGAGAUGUCUUAGUCCUCCUUGGCGCUUCAUUAUAUGCCAUUUCGAAUGUGAGUGAGGAAUACAUUGUGAAAAAUCUGAGCAGAAUGGAGUUUCUAGGAAUGGUGGGCUUGAUUGGGACUGUUAUCAGCGGUCUGCAGCUAGCUAUUGUGGAACAUAGAGACAUAGCUAACAUUCAGUGGAAUUGGAAAAUUGCCCUGCUCUUCGUGGCUUUUGCCUUGUGCAUGUUUGGACUGUACAGCUUCAUGCCGAUUGUGAUUAGAGUGACCAGUGCCACCUCUGUCAAUUUGGGCAUCCUGACAGCUGAUCUCUACAGUCUUUUCUUUGGACUUUUUCUGUUUGGCUACAAGUUUUCCGUGCUGUAUCUCUUAUCCUUUGUGGUCAUCAUGAUAGGCUUCAUCAUGUAUUGCUCCACCCCAACCCGUACUGCAGAAGUCCCUUCAACCACCUUGCCAAUGGCAGAUAGUACUGGAUUUGACAACCUUGCUUUAAAAAUUGAGGAGAACCACCUGGAAUCCACUGACACUCUGACAACGCAGAGCAACAAAGACGACAGCCAGGCAGAAGACACAACUACAAAAUUAACAGCCUUGUGAAAUAUGAAAUUUCAGCUGCUGGAGUUGCUCUGGAGAAAUCAGAAAGCACCAGAUGGCACUAUGUUAUGGUGGACAAACUGGAGAAAUAUCAAUGAUGGAAUCUGUGUUCAUGACAAAGUCUAGAAACAUAUCACCAAAACAAGGAGGGCUAGAUCCUUACUUGGAACACCAGUAUUAAUUCUUGUUCACUGAAGAUUAUUCUUAGAGUUGACAGGUGAAUAGAAAAGUAGAGACUAGACUGUCUUUCUAUCAAAGAAAGCCAGAUUACACUCGGAAUAAACAUUUUGAGUAAUUUCUUGUGUUCUCAAACUUAUACAUGGUCAAUGAGGUUAGCGAAAAGAAAUGGAAAGAUGGGAAACAAGAAAGAAAAACACAAAACAUAAAAUCAGAUGGCAGCUAAGGUCAGAGAGGCUGGGAACAGAGAUCAAGGUUAGUGAAGCAUCCUUACUUCCCAGACUGCUAAACCAUGAGGAUGAGAAAUCUUGCGUUUUCGAAGUGUGAAUCCUGUAAUAGACACUGAUCUUUAUCCAGUUAACAUGCAGAGACAAUGUAUAUUGUUCACGUUAAUUUAAUCGCAAUACAAUUCUUGAAGACUACUUAUACGUAGGUUCAGUUGCAUUGACUGCUGAUGCUAAUAAAUGAAGAAAAAGCAUGACUAAUUUUAUGACUUGAAAAGAUGCAUCGAACCCUUAUUCCAGCUGUGUGUACGUGUGAGUAUGUACACACACACACUUGAAUUGUACCUGUUCUCUUGGCAUAAUGUGCAGCAACCAAACAAGAUAUUUUAUUUUUUUGCAGGAGAUAAUCUAUGUGUAGAUCAAUUUCUUUGACAAUCUAAAAAUACUGUUAACAACAAGUGGUUUUCCAAUUAGUAUGAAUGCAUAUGUAUAUAUAAACAGAAGGGAGAUAUUUGUUACCUUGCUAAAGUAUAGUUGGUGAACUAUACCUCCCAGCAUCUCUCACCUUUGACCACACUGGUUGGAGUUGCUGACAGUUGUAGUUCAGAAACUUCUGGAAUGCCAUACGUUCUCCCACUCCUGAUAUAAGCAGAAGAAUAUGGGAACUGUGGUCACCGUUCCAAAUUUACCUCACCAGCAUCUCCAAGAAGAUAAUUUGAAUGCUCUUGGUAAAGUAGUAUAUUCUACUUCACUUGAAAAGUGUGAUAAGAAACAUACCUGAUUUUUUUAUGGCAUUUAAAAAAUAAUGUGGUGACACUUAAAAGAAUUAUUGUCCCACCUCUGGGAAAAGAAGACAAGGAGUCAGGUCUUAUUUCAAAGUGGCUUGGAGGAAAAACACAAGGACUAGGUUCUCUUAUUGUCCCCUGUGCAUUUUUGUCUUUUUGGAACACAAGCUACUUGAACAAUUCUAGGCAACUGUUCAGAGCGGAUCUUGGUACUUCUUAAAGAUAAAGUUUCCCCUGUCCAGUCAUGUCCGACUCUUGGGGAUGGUGCUCAUCUCCGUUUCUUAGUCAAGGAAACCAACAUUGCCUAAAGACCAUUUCCAUGGUCAUGUGACCAGUAUCACUAUAGCCAAGGAAUACAGAGCGCUUUUUCCUCCCCACCGAACUGGUACCUAUUUCUCUACUCAUAUUUGCAUGCUUUUGAACUGCUAGCAGGAGCUGGAGCAAGAACGGGAGCUCACCCCGUUGCAUGGCACUUGGGUCUUGAACACAGACUGUCAGCUUUCUAGCUAUAAGUGCAGUGUCUUUAACCACUGAGCAUUCAUACCCCUUGAUACUUCUUUGCCUUAUUUAUUUCACAUCUACCGUAUAUAGCCUUGUGGGAAAAGUAGAUAGCUGGAGCUUUCUACUACCACAUUGGGGUGGUAAGACCCAUCUUACCUUUUACGGAAGACAGGAUGAACUUAAGGAACUCUAGGAUCAUAUGGGAACAAUAUAGCAAUAGCAAUAGCACUUAGACUUACCCUGUUUCCCCCCAAAAUAAGACAUCCCCUGAAAAUAAACCCAAUCUGGCUUUUGACUGCAUGGCAAUAAGGCCGAGCGCUUAUAUCAGGGUUCAAAAAAAUAUAAGACAGGGUCUUAUUUUGGGGGAAACAUGGUAUACACCACUUCACAAUGCUUUGCAGCUCUCUCUAAGCGGUUUACAGUGUCAGCAUAUUGCCCCCAACAAUCUGGGUCCUCAUUUUACCCACCUCGGAAGGAUGGAAGGCUGAGUCAACCUUGAACCUGAUGAGAUUUGAACUGCCAAAUUGCAGGCUGCCGGCAGUCAGCUGGCAGUACUGCACUCUAACUACUGCACCACCAAGGGUCAUAAUAUGCUGCUUUUGAUUUUUUUUUUUUUUCUAGUUAAAGAUUUAUGUUACUGGCUCAAUUUAAAGUUACACUUUAUCAAAUACAGUCAUUCUGCCCAUGAAUAAAUAGCAAAAUUAUUUGAGGCUUUUUAUCAUCCAUUUACAAAGGAAAUGAAAUGUAUAACUUAGUUUUACUUAAUAGCCACCCAAUAAAACAUUAUUCUGAGUUUUCA